AUGGGGGCUGAGAUGGGCCUCUCUCCCGGCAGGCACCGGAAUCGGGGGAAGCUCAGUGACCUGGUGGCUGAGCACCUGGACCACCUGCACUAUCUCAACGACAUCCUCAUCAUCAACUGCGAGUUCCUCAACGAUGUGCUCACGGACCACCUGCUCAACAGGCUCUUCCUGCCACUCUACGUGUAUUCACUGGAGAACCAGGACAAGGGAGGAGAACGACCGAAGAUCAGCCUGCCGGUUUCUCUCUACCUUCUCUCCCAGGUCUUCCUAAUUAUACAUCACGCACCCCUGGUGAACUCGUUAGCGGAAGUCAUUCUGAACGGUGAUCUGUCCGAGACAUAUGCUAAGCCCGAACAGGAUGUUCAGAGAAGCUGUGCCAAGCCAAGCAUUCGGUGUUUCAUUAAACCCACCGAGACGCUAGAGCGGUCCCUUGAGAUGAACAAGCACAAGGGCAAGAGGCGGGUGCAAAAGAGACCCAACUACAAAAACGUUGGGGAGGAGGAAGACGAGGAGAAAGGGCCUGCCGAGGAUGCUCAGGAAGACGCCGAGAAGGCUAAAGGUACAGAGGGUGGUUCAAAAGGCAUCAAGACGAGUGGGGAGAAUGAAGAGAUAGAGAUGGUGAUCAUGGAGCGCAGCAAACUUCCAGAGCUGGCCGCCAGCACCUCUGUGCAGGAGCAGAACACCACGGACGAGGAGAAGAGUGCUGCCACCGGCCUGGACAGUGUCCAGUGGAGCAGACCCUUCCUGGAUAUGGUGUACCAUGCCCUGGACAGCCCAGAUGACGACUACCAUGCACUCUUUGUGCUCUGCCUGCUGUACGCAAUGUCUCACAACAAAGGCAUGGAUCCUGAGAAACUCGAGCGAAUCCAGCUUCCAGUGCCCACUGCAGCCGAGAAGACCACCUACAACCACCUCCUGGCUGAGAGGCUCAUCAGAAUCAUGAACAACGCAGCCCAGCCAGACGGCAAGAUCCGCUUGGCGACGCUGGAGCUGAGCUGUCUGCUCCUCAAGCAGCAAGUCGUGGCCAGCACGGGCUGCAUCAUAAAGGACGUGCACCUGGCCUGCCUGGAGGGAGCCCGAGAAGAGAGCGUCCACCUGGUGCGGCACUUCUAUAAGGGAGAAGAAAUCUUUUUGGACAUGUUUGAAGAUGAGUACAGGAGUAUGACGAUGAAGCCCAUGAACGUGGAAUAUCUCAUGAUGGACGCCUCCAUCCUGCUGCCCCCAACAGGCACGCCGCUGACCGGCAUCGACUUUGUGAAGCGACUGCCGUGUGGUGACGUGGAAAAGACCCGGCGGGCCAUCCGGGUGUUCUUCAUGCUCCGUUCCCUGUCCCUGCAACUGCGAGGGGAGCCCGAGACCCAGCUGCCCCUGACGCGGGAGGAAGACCUGAUCAAAACGGAUGACGUCCUCGACCUGAACAACAGCGACCUGAUCGCGUGCACGGUGGUCACCAAAGACGGCGGCAUGCUCCAGCGGUUCCUGGCUGUCGAUAUUUACCAGAUGAGUUUGGUGGAGCCCGACGUGUCCAGGCUGGGCUGGGGAGUGGUCAAGUUCGCAGGCCUUCUGCAGGACAUGCAGGUGACCGGCGUGGAGGAUGACAGCCGCGCCCUGAAUAUCACCAUCCACAAGCCUGCGUCCAGCCCCCACUCCAAGCCCUUCCCCAUCCUGCAAGCCACCUUCAUCUUCUCGGACCACAUCCGCUGCAUCAUCGCCAAGCAGCGCCUGGCCAAGGGCCGCAUCCAGGCGAGACGCAUGAAGAUGCAGAGGAUAGCGGCCCUCCUGGACCUUCCGAUCCAGCCGACGACCGAGGUCUUGGGGUUUGGACUCGGCUCAUCUUCAGCGCAGCACCUGCCCUUCCGCUUCUACGACCAGUGCCGCCGGGGCAGCAGCGACCCCACUGUGCAGCGCUCUGUGUUCGCCUCUGUGGACAGGGUGCCAGGCUUUGCCGUGGCCCAGUGCAUAAACCAGCACAGCUCGUCCUCCCUGUCCUCGCCCUCGCCCUCAGCCAGCGGGAGCCCCAGCGGCAGCGGGAGCACCAGCCACUGCGACUCCGGAGGCGCCAGCUCGUCAUCCACCCCCUCAGCCGCCCAGAGCCCCGCAGAUGACCCCAUGAUCACGGAGCAGCCUCAGCCUAACCUCCCCGACCAGUUGGUGAUUGUCGACGAAACAGAAGCCGAGGCCAGGCCUGGCAAGAGCCUGGCAAGGAGUGCGGACGUGGAGACCGUCACCCUGUCGCCCAGCCUCAUCCCCGCCCAGCAGCCCACCAUCUCCCUGCUCUGCGAGGACACUGCGGACACGCUGAGCGUGGAGUCGCUGACCCUCGUCCCGCCCGUCGACCGCCACAGCCUCCACGCCCUCACCGGCAUCCCGCCGCUGCCCCCAGCCGUGGCUGGGACCAGUGGCAACACCCCGGUGAACCCGGAUCGUCCGAAAGCCGCCUCAGGGAGGGGGCUGGGCUCCUGGUCUCAGAGCCCUCGGCCCCCAGGUGUGGGGGUGCAGGCAGCGGCAGGACCCAUCAGCAGCACUCGCUUCAUCAGCCGGCCUCCCCUGUCUUGGAGGUCCUCUGCCACCAUCCUCAGCUCAGGCAGGGCCUGCCUGGGCCAGAUUCAGCCUCCUAAAGGAAACACCCAGUUCCCCCGAGUAAGGGCCGUGGCAUCUGCAGGGCAAGUCUCUCCAGCCAUCAGAAGCCCCUGGGCAGGCGUGGCCUGCUUGCUGCUCUUUGCAGAAGGCAGCUCCUCCCACCCCCCAACACCUGCCCUGCGACCCGGGGAGAAUGGGCUCAUUACAGCCCUGCCUCGUAGGCUGAGCACGGGCCCCGGUGCGAUGUCGCUGCUGGGCCUUGGGCUCCCCACCGAGGACAGUCGGGUGAAGUUGUGCCAGGAGGCGCCUUUCACAGGCAGCGUGGGCUCUGGAAAACCCUAG
This is a messenger RNA of Odocoileus virginianus texanus, 2922 nucleotides long. The record is from RefSeq and is a predicted model, not a curated record. Lineage: Eukaryota; Metazoa; Chordata; Mammalia; Artiodactyla; Cervidae.